Kickxella alabastrina is the source of this 1260-nucleotide messenger RNA. RefSeq lists its product as uncharacterized. The transcript has 2 exons. Lineage: Eukaryota; Fungi; Kickxellomycota; Kickxellomycetes; Kickxellales; Kickxellaceae. The record is from RefSeq and is a predicted model, not a curated record. Bases 1 to 1050 code for a protein of 349 amino acids.
AUGGCUUUGGCACGCUGCGACGCUUCGAGAAAAAUAUUUUUUGAAUACAAAACUCUGUCAUCCAUUGCAUUGGUGCGAGGCCAAGAGGGGGCCGAGGGGUUACAAGGGGUAGUUCGGGCGGGCGACAACCAUGCGCAGGCACCCGCCAACACCAACAACAACAAUGCAGCCGCCAAAGGUGCGCAGCAAGUGGCGGCAGCAGCGGACAAGGACAAGGACAAGGACAAGGACAAGGACAAACCAGCCAAGCCCGCGCCCAAGGGAUCUGAACCCCACGAAGCACCCAAGAACAAUGCGCCGCAUGAUGCCAAGCCGGCCCCCGCGAAAGACGUAGUAGCGCAGCAAGACGACAAACCGCGCGCCGCUCCAAAACCCAAUAGUGCCAGCAAAGACCAUGACAAAAAGCCCUCCAAGACCCGCAAGGAAUCCGAGGAUGAUGAUGAAGAGGACGAUGAUGAUGAAGAGGACGAUGAUGCUGAAAACGAGUACGUGAGGCGGGCCAGGGCCGAUAAGGCUGCAGGCAAAAUGCCCGGGCGCGUAAAGAUGGUUGUGCCGCCACGCACCGUCCACACGCCGCUUUUCGAGCUGGACUCCGUGGUCGAGCUGCAAUGGGAGUUUGACAACAAUGUCAUCGAGGUGCCUGAUAAACUCAUGCUCAGCGUGCAACUGCCCAAGGACCCACAUAACCCUGCGGCCAAGCCGGUGUUGUACGAUAUUGCGGUCAAUAUAACCGGCGACAAGAAAAAGUUCUUCUGGGAUACCAAGAAUGAUGUCCCCGAGGGCAUCGGUAUGAGGGAGGGCAACGGGUAUACGCUGUUCAUUUAUGACGCAGAUAUUGGGUUCAGAAUGAGCGAUGUUGUGCCCGCCGGGUACUUGCUCAAGCAUGCAAUGCCGUUUGCGUUUUAUAUUUCGAGAUAUGAGCGCACUAACGAUGGCGUGCCAAAGGGUUAUAACCCCAAUGCUGCUGGUGGUCGUCCGGCACCGGCUCUAGGACUUACUGCAGUGUUGCUCCUGAUUGUCUUUGCAGUAUUGCAUACUUGGAGCGGCUAAAUUGGUUUUUUCUUCUUCAGAAAUAGUGGAUUUCUGAUUCUGGUUUUCCUUUCCUAUUCAUUUCAUUUCCUUUGUUUUAUUUUAUAUAAAAAAUUUUUCUCCACUAUUCAACCUUAUAUUUCUUUCCAGGUUGCAACCCAGCGUGCACUACACAGUUUGCCCUUUUUAAAAUUUAUAAAGGAACAGGAAUAAAAAAGGGAAUACGCUGGG